Momordica charantia (bitter melon) is the source of this 2817-nucleotide messenger RNA. RefSeq names its product Pentatricopeptide repeat (PPR) superfamily protein. Gene Ontology annotation, cellular component: mitochondrion. Lineage: Eukaryota; Viridiplantae; Streptophyta; Magnoliopsida; Cucurbitales; Cucurbitaceae. Gene Ontology annotation, molecular function: protein binding. The record is from RefSeq and is a predicted model, not a curated record.
CUUUCUCUCUCUUCUCCCCCACUCCUCUCAUCUCCCCCUCUGUUUUCCUCCCUCCAUCCCAUUCCUUUCAUCUCCCUAUCGUUCUCGUUGGUCUUUCCCUCCCCUCUUCUUCUUCCAUUGAUCUCUUCUCUAGUUUCCCCUCCUUUCUCCUCCCCUCAUCCUGUGUACUCUUUCUCAUUUUCAUCCUCUUCUGAUGAUGGCGGUUGGGAUAGUAAACAGUGAAUAGUUUUCUCUACAAUGAACCAUCGAUUUCUACAGAUUUCAACUGAAUCCUCUUUGGUUUGACUGCUUUAUUUAUCUCGUCUCAACCCGACGAUCCAACCCGACCCAACCCAAAAAUUUAAAGGUUGGGUUGACCUUCUUGAUCUACCCAACUCGAAAAUUUGGGUUGGUCCAAAAACUCUCCUAACCCGAUCCAACUCAACCCGUGAACACCCCUACUUGCUCCGGAGUGUUUUUUUGGGUCUAUUAUAUUUAAAGACAUGUUCAUAUUGUGGUUAUAACUUGCUAUUCUUUGCGUAAACCAUUGCCAAGCAGGUCGAACUCCCACCAUGGACAGAUAUAGUGAAGACUGCGAGAUUCAAAGAGCUUGCCCCUUAUGAUCCUGAUUGGUAUUACGUGAGAGCUGAAAUUGGUAACCACGAAUCCACGAUGCUCCGCUCCCUGCGGACAUCUCUGGCUACGGCCGCCCGCCGAUUUUCCGGGGAAGCCUUCAUGGCGGCGGUCGAGAACACGGCAAUAGAAGGCGGCUCCGGCAGCUCCGGUGGAGGCGGCGGUCGAGACACGCUCGGGCGAAGACUCAUGAGCCUCGCUUUCCCCAAGCGUAGCGCCGUGAUUGCCAUUCGCAAAUGGCAAGAAGAAGGCCACACUGUCCGCAAAUACGAGCUCAAUCGCAUCGUCCGGGAACUCCGCAAGCUCAAGCGCUACAAGCACGCACUCGAGGAUUACCUUGUGGCACGACCUCAUAAUGAUCCUACUUCGAGAAAACUACAACGUAAUAAGUAUAUAUGUGAAUGGACGACAUCACAGAAAGAUAUGAAGUUGCUACCAGGUGAUUAUGCAGUUCACCUGGAUUUGAUUGCAAAAAUCCGUGGCCUGAAUAGCGCAGAGAAGUUUUUCGAGGAUCUCCCUGAUAAAAUGAGAGGCCAAUCUGCCUGUACAGCUCUUCUUCAUGUGUAUGUGCAAAACAAUCUAUCAGACAAAGCUGAGGCUUUAAUGGAGAAAAUGUCUGAAUGUGGUUUCUUAAAAAGUCCUCUUUCUUUCAACCACAUGCUAUCCCUUCACAUCUCAAACAAGCAACUAGACAAGGUUCCCGCUCUGAUUCAAGAUUUACAGAAGAACACUAAACCAGAUGUGGUAACAUACAAUCUUUUGUUGAAUGUUUGUACUUUGCAAAAUGAUGUUGAAGCUGCUGAAAACAUUCUCCUCGAGAUGAAGAAGAUGAAAAUCGAACGAGACUGGGUAACAUUAAGCACAUUAACUAAUCUGUAUUCCAAAAAGCAACUUACUGAAAAAGCAGCAUCUACUUUGAAGGAGAUGGAGAAAAUGGCAUCUAAAAGAAAUAGAAUCACAUUUUCCUCUCUUCUUAGCCUAUACACCAAUUUGGGGGAUAAGGAUGGAGCUUGGAGGAUAUGGAAAAAGAUGAAGACGUCGUUCCGAAAGAUGAGUGAUAGUGAGUAUACUUGCAUGAUAUCUUCUGUUGUGAAACUCCACGAGCUCGAGGAGGCCGAGAAACUCUAUACUGAAUGGGAGUCGGUGUCUGGGACAGGCGAUACUCGGGUUCCAAACAUACUUCUCGCGGCAUAUAUCAACAAUAAUCAAAUGGAACAAGCCGAGAGUUUCUACAAUCGGAUGUCGCUAAAAGGAAUUGUUCCAUCUUACACAACUUGGGAGCUCCUCACGUGGGGUUAUUUGAAGGAGAAUCAGAUGGAGAAAGUGUUACAUUUCUUCAAGAAUGCUGUUGGCAGUGUGAAGAAAUGGAAUGCUGAUGAGAGAUUGGUUAAACAAGUGUGUAAGAAACUUGAGGAGGAGGGUAACAUUGAAGGGGCAGAAAAGUUAUUGAUUGUUCUUAGGAAUGCAGGUCAUGUGAAUACUGAGAUUUACAAUUCUCUUUUGCGCACUUAUGCAAAAGCUGGUAAAAUGCCACUCAUAGUUGCUGAAAGAAUGGAAAAAGAUGAUGUUAAGUUGGAUGAAGAGACCCGUGAGCUUAUAAAACUGACCAGCAAGAUGUGUGUGAGUGAAGUUUCGAGCACUUUUUACUAUGAAACCCGAAAGACCGACCAAACUGACUGAACUAAUUGAAUUCAAUUGGUUUGAAGUAUAUUUUAGUCUGUCUGAGUUAGGUUAGAUUUCUUAUGGAAUAUUUGGCCUAUAUGUCAGUUUGAUGUUGGUGUUGGCAAAAUAUAUGACAUGAACCGACCCGAACUGACCCGCUCAUUGAUACUAUUGAGUUUCGGGAAUUUUCUCAGCAGGUUGCAGAAUCUUGAGAGUUUUUUCUGGUGCAAUAUCAGUUUGAUGUGGUGUUUUAGCUGUCUUCUCAAAUGAAUCAUGAAUUUACAAUCAGCCCAGCCAAAUUCACAAGCUACGUGUGGAUGAUGCUGCUAGCCACGGUAAGAAGUAUUUGACAUACAUUGAUGAGUACUACAGAUUAAAUUAUUUCCAAAGCUCUCCCUAAAUGUCGUAUUUUGCUCUCAAUUACUUGAUUGAAUAUAGGAUUUAACUCAUUUUUGGUAUUAAUUAGCUUCCUUACUAGGAUCGGAUCAGUUAGUUUGAGCAUAGUUCGGUGGAUAAUUACCUAUUACCUUUUUAAAGUUUCAA